AGUGCCAGUAUCAUCUCGUGUCCGACCUAACACCGAUACCUCAAAUUUUUCCAUAUGUGCUUUAUAAUCCAGAGUUUAUAGCAGUAUACUGUUCUAAAAUUUUUCUGUUGUAUCUCACAAUGUUUUUCAAUUUUCAUGCAUGCUGUGACAUCAAGCACCCUAUAGUGCCAACAACACUAAGCCACAAUAGAAGUUAAAUCCAAACUAUUAUUGCCUUAUUUCACUUGGACUAAUAAACACACAUUUUUUUUUUUUGAAAAAAAUUUAAAAAAAAGGCAGGUAAAUUAAAAUGUAUAGGAUGAAGGCGGGUGCAAAUCAAGUAAUUUAUGACCAGGAUUUUGGAGUAAAGUUCGGAAUCUGCUUCUUUAAAAUGUUGAUGUUAUAAUUAAUCUCGGAUUCGCUAUAAUUAGAUGGAAGUUUUCCUUGCAUAAUUUAUUUCUAUAUAUAGCUUGCAUUUGCAAUCAACUCCUCCUGUUGCAACAAGGGUAGAAACCUCCAACCUUCAUUGAUUUGUGGCAAUUGUAUCUUACACCUUUCAGAAUUAAGUCAGAAUUAUGGUACCGUUAACACAGCGAGUUCGAAAUCACUAUUACUCUGGAGCUCAAAUUCUAAGGAGUUCUUCAAUAACACCAUAUGAUUACAUAUUCACAAAGCCAAGAUCAAAGGCAGCGGACAAAAAACAAGCAGCUGUAAAACACAGUCAAGCAGAAAAGAGACGCAGGAUGAGAAUCAACACUCAAUAUGAGGCCCUCAAAAACCUCUUCCAAAAUAAAACAAAAACGGACAAGGCAUCAUUAUUGACAACUACUAUUGAAAUAGUUAAAAAUUUGAGAAAAAAUAGUAUUCCACAGGAAGCUUCUAGUAGCUCAAAGAAGGAAAUGAAUAAGGUUACUAACCAGAAGAAAAUGCAAGAAGCUUGUAGCCCAAGAAAUGAUGAUGUGUUUCCUAGUUGGGAAGACAAGUGGAGUCUAAAACAUGAAGAGGGUCUAAUGAAGGCUACAUUGAGUUGUGAGGAUAAGCCAGGAUUGAUGUCAACAAUAGCAAAGGCAAUGGGGUCAGUGGAAGCCAAGGUUGUAAAGGCUGAGAUGGUGAAUGUUGGAGGAAGAACUAGGGUUGUGUUGUGGGUCAAAGAUUCCAAUGGUGAUCGUAAAGGUGAAGAGAUUCUCAAGAGGACACUCAGUACUCUCAUGCAAAGGCCAGUCCCUAAAAAGAGGCGUUUUACUCAAUAAUUGUUGUGUGUUACUGUGUUAUAUAACCUUGACUUGGACUUCUAAUGAUGAUAGAUUAUUUAUUUACUCUCUCCAUUCUAAAGAUAAAUAAAUCACUUUCACUUUGUACCAAAACAAAGUUAAAGUGAUUUACAUUAUAAAAUGGCAAGAGUAAAUGUCUAUAUAUAGGGAUUAUAGUUGACAAGGGCUAAUAAGUUUUCUAGGUUUAGAGAAUAAUUGACUCUAGGCCCAUUGCUAAGAUUAGGUAGGUUUGUCAUGAUGUUGUUACAUAUGCAAGUUCUAACCAUGUUACUUUCUUAAUUUGUAAUAUGAACUAGUCUAUAUAGACUGAGUAUGCAAAAUUGUUAAUAAUAAAAAAAAGAGAGUGCAACUAUUAAUCACCUACUCUUUCAAUCUUCGUUAAUUGUAUUGAAUAAGCAUCUUAGAUAGCCUUCACAUAAAAUAAAAUUUAAAAUAAUAAAUAAAGUCAGUGUAAGCAACAAUAUAACAGCAUUUUCUUGAUUGUUUGUUUUGUAAAAUCGGUAUAUAGUUUUUUCUUAAUUUUUAUAAAUCAUUUGACAAGCAAUUAGAGAUUAGCAUCUUCAUUCUACAACUAUUGGCGAAAUAAUGAUUUUUUUUCUCUAUACCAAAAAUACAAGAUAAUUGCUUCUAU
This is a messenger RNA of Arachis ipaensis, 1881 nucleotides long. RefSeq names its product transcription factor bHLH131. Lineage: Eukaryota; Viridiplantae; Streptophyta; Magnoliopsida; Fabales; Fabaceae. Gene Ontology annotation, biological process: regulation of DNA-templated transcription. Gene Ontology annotation, molecular function: protein dimerization activity; DNA-binding transcription factor activity. The record is from RefSeq and is a predicted model, not a curated record.